This is a messenger RNA of Tripterygium wilfordii, 1987 nucleotides long. RefSeq names its product serine/threonine-protein kinase TOUSLED. The record is from RefSeq and is a predicted model, not a curated record. Gene Ontology annotation, cellular component: nucleus. Gene Ontology annotation, biological process: peptidyl-serine phosphorylation; intracellular signal transduction; chromosome segregation. Gene Ontology annotation, molecular function: ATP binding; protein serine/threonine kinase activity. Lineage: Eukaryota; Viridiplantae; Streptophyta; Magnoliopsida; Celastrales; Celastraceae.
GAUGGUAGGCCCGCAGAGAAAAUUCACUAUAAUGGUCACUCAACAUUAGAGGAGGAGGUCAAAUUCUUACGUGCAAAAGUUGCAACAUUAGAGGAGGAACUAUGUAAAUCACUGAAAGAUGCCUCUAGCCAUCAAAGUCUCUGUGGACAGUUAGAAAAGGAAUUGAAAGGGCUCACUGAUUAUGAACAGCAAAUGAAUCCAAAGAGAACAAAAAUGCUAUCUGAUCUCCUGAUAGCUGUUUCAAGAGCUGAGAGACAAGAAGCUAGGAUGAAAGUUCGCCAGGAUUCUUUAAGACUUGGCAAUGUGGGCGUAAUCAGAGCUGGAACUGUCAUAUCUGAGGCUUGGGAGGAUGGACAGGCAUUGAAAGACUUGAAUGCUCAUCUAAGACAAUUGUUAGAAACGAAGGAGGAGGUUGAGCGGCAGCGAAAAUUGUUCAAGAAACGACAGUCUGAUAAGGGUGAUGGAAAUGAUGCAGAAUCAGGAACACAAGAAGAGGAUUUGGUUAUCCAAGAUGAAAUUUAUAAAUCUCGUCUUGCAAGCAUCAAACGUGAAGAGGAGGUCAUUUUUCGUGAGAGGGAUCGUUAUGAACUGGAAAAGGGAAGGCUUAUCCGUGAAAUGAAACGAAUUAGAGAUGAGGAUGGUUCUCGUUUUAACAAUUUUCAGAUUCUGAGCAACCGAUAUGCCCUUCUAAACCUUCUUGGGAAGGGGGGAUUCAGUGAGGUUUACAAGGCUUAUGACUUGUUAGAGCAUAGAUAUGUUGCUUGUAAGCUUCAUGGACUGAAUGCUCAAUGGAGUGAGGAGAAGAAGCGGAGUUACAUUCGACAUGCAAUUCGCGAAUACGAGAUUCACAAAACCUUGGUUCAUCAUCACAUUGUUCGGCUUUGGGACACUUUUGAGAUUGACCAAAACACAUUCUGCACUGUCUUAGAGUACUGUAGCGGAAAAGAUCUUGAUGCUGUUCUUAAAGCAACACCUAUGUUACCUGAGAGGGAGGCAAGGAUUAUCAUUGUCCAGAUAUUUCAAGGCCUUGUGUACUUAAACAAAAGAGCACAAAGGAUUAUACACUAUGACCUGAAGCCUGGGAAUGUUCUAUUUGAUGAAUUUGGUGUGGCGAAAUUGACUGAUUUUGGACUUAGCAAAAUAGUGGAGGAUGAUGUUGGAUCUCAGGGGAUGGAACUAACUUCUCAGGGAGCUGGUACAUAUUGGUAUUUACCACCAGAAUGCUUUGAGCUCAGCAAGACCCCAUUGAUAUCGUCAAAGGUUGAUGUUUGGUCAGCUGGAGUGCUGUUUUAUCAAAUGCUCUUUGGCAAACGUCCUUUUGGGCACGACCAGAGUCAAGAACGGAUCCUACGCGAGGAUACCAUUAAGAAGGCCCGCAAGGUUGAAUUUCCUUCGAGGCCUGCUGUUUCAAAUGAGGCAAAGGACCUCAUUCGUAAAUGUCUAACAUAUCUUCAGUCUGAGAGGCCAGAGGUUUUGACAAUUGCCCAAGAGCCAUAUCUCACAUAUUCAAAGAAGUAAGUGUUGUACACAGAUACAGUACCCGGCGCCCGGUGCAGGGAAUAAAAACUUCUGUCAAAAUUUGGCGGUCUCAUCCAAUGCCUUCAUUGAAUUUUGUGUAGGCUGUAAAUGUCAUAUAACGUAUUCCCUGCUGUAGUUGAGUUUUUUGCUCUUCUUGAACUUUUGUUGGGUUGUCUUUUUUUUUUUUUUGGCAUGCCAACCAUUUAUAAUGGAAAAACGGAAAGAAGAAGAAGAAAAGACAGCCAAGGCAAGGAAUUAGAUUUAAGUUGUUGAAAUGAAACUCGAUGCUCAGCCGAGUGUGUGCUAAUGUCACUCUGCGUUAUCUCUCGCGCUGGGCCUAGACCUAGGUCUCAAUUGGUCUAUGGGGUUACGGGAUUUUUCAUGUGAUUCAAGAUUUAUCAGUCAGUUGUCUGAUAGGCUGUUGAGUGAAUUUCACUUUACUAAAAAAAGAAUGAAGCUCAAUCCUUUA